Molecule: messenger RNA, 1122 nt
Organism: Penicillium bovifimosum
Lineage: Eukaryota; Fungi; Ascomycota; Eurotiomycetes; Eurotiales; Aspergillaceae
Exons: 3
Coding region: 1-1122 (373 amino acids)
Source: RefSeq, a predicted model, not a curated record
AUGACUGAACCAGAUCCCGAGCGUGAGGCAAUGCCACCGCCACCCUCGCCAGGCGGCCGAAGACAAUCAUCUGAGCUCAUCUACAGACCCUCAGAUCUGCCAUGUGAUCGAAAAGAAGACAAGCAGGUGGACCUUUGGUUGAACGCGGGCCUUAUCGACUUCAGCUUGACGUCGGCAGCAAAUGGGAUCCCGCUCUGUGGAAGCUGUCACAUGCAAUUUGAUCGAGAUCACGACCCAGGUGUCAUAUUCAUACCGACCGACUUGCAGUACUUUAUCGAUUUUGAACAUGAUUAUAGAAAGCGGAGAUCUACCACUAGCAGCGUUCUUGAUCGAAAGGUCCCGACGAGUGUCAUGUACAAGGACCAUUUCAUGAAGAACAACAAGAUCUCAGAAGGUGCGACUAGUGGACUCUACCGUCGAAUUUUUCUUAAAGAUUACCUACACCCAGGCCUUAUCUCUCCGGAGGAGCUCGGCGUUACGACUUCCAAACAGUGGCAUGGGGCACCAAUUGCAACGUUGCGACGAGGCAUUAUGGCCCUCGGGAGUCCGAGGAUCACCUCCCUUGACGAAGAAACAGUCAAUCAACUGCAGACACUUCGUGAUCUAUACUUCCGGCCGACAGAAAACAAUUUAGUCAACAUCCGGAGCAGUCGACCCCCACCAGACCAUCAAGGCGAGAAGCGACCCGCGGAUGGUGACAAGGGGCAACUUGAAAGCAAGAGGGUUAAACAGGAUCCGACCAGGAUGGAUAAGCCCGAGGACACAGAUGGCAACAACUUCAACCACCAGCAGAACCGCCGCCGGGCUUUCAAAGACGAGUGGGUUUUAGGACCCGAUCUAACCACGCAAGAAGUCAUUUGUCGCUAUGCUCCUGUAUUUGCUCAUUAUUGGCGGCUCUACCAGUUCAUCGCUAUGCUCCUAUGCCUGGUCUCUCUGCAUUGCGCCGAGACUAUAUUUUCUUUUUCUUAUUCCCUUUGUGGCCACAACGUUUGCCAAGUUGUAACACGGUGUUCCGGUCCGGUCACUGGACGGCAACUCAGCUGCCUACGGCGGCAGAAAGCCACUCCCAUUAAGUCCUCUUCUAUUGCUCUUCUUUUACCCUGUAGUCUAGUCUUCAAUUGA